This is a messenger RNA of Paraphaeosphaeria sporulosa, 408 nucleotides long. RefSeq lists its product as uncharacterized. The record is from RefSeq and is a predicted model, not a curated record. NCBI's taxonomy places the organism in Eukaryota, Fungi, Ascomycota, Dothideomycetes, Pleosporales, Didymosphaeriaceae. The coding region runs from base 1 to 408 and encodes 135 amino acids. The transcript is spliced from 2 exons.
AUGUCCGAAGCACCCAAGACCAACUGGUACGACGCCUUUCCGGCGCCCAAGACCACGGCGGCCCUUUUGUCACGUGAAGCCGCCCUGGCAAGCCUGUCUUCGUCCCACCUCCUCGUCGUGGACGUGCGUCGCACCGACUAUGAAGGCGGCACCAUUCGCGGCAGCAUCAAUCUCCCCGCGCAGUCCUUCUACAUGAACACUGCUGUCCUGUACGAUCUAUGUAAGCGCGCAGGCGUGAAGCAGGUCGCCUUCUACUGUGAUUAUCUUGCUGAGAAAGGCGAGACUGAAAUCCAGUCGCUUACGCUGGCUGGUGGCAUCAAAGGGUGGGUCAAAGCCGGUGCUUCUUUCACGCAAGCAGUAGACAGCUACGAUCCGGAAUACUGGAGGCAGUUUGACGAAAGCAAAUAG